UAGCCAAAAACCCACAAGUAGAAUCUCCUUUGAGAGAGAGAGAGAGAGAGAGAUGGAGGCUGUGGGAGCUUUUCUUGAAGAAGAAUGGGAGUCAUUGAGCAGAAUGUUCUCCUCAGAAGAAGCUGAUUUCGUGGCGCAUUUGCAAGGUCACGAUAAGCGCGACAACAACAGCUUCAUCUUUGGAACUUCAUCACCAACUGUUUGGCCCAUUGAUGAUGAAGCUAAUUAUAAUGUGAACACCAUGUAUGGGGUUGAUGAGAGUUUUCUCUAUUCCUCUGAUACUCUAGGCUCUAAUUUUCACUAUUUUUCUCAAGAAAGUAGUAACAGCAGUGGUAGUAAUAAUGUCUUUUUUCCAACUCCCAGCCAAGAAAACCACUGCUUCAGUGAUUCUAACCAAGAAACAAACAAUAGUCUUCAGUCCAUGGAUUUUGGUGCAAUGGACAUGGAAAAUAAUAACUCGUCUGUUCCAUUUUUUCCUGAUAAUGAUGUAAUGGGAGACAUUCUAUACUCGAAAGAAGAGAUAGGAAGUGACAAUUUGGGAAAUAAAUUAGACGGUCAACCAGCUAUUGCUGGUCCUGGCAAUGAUCUGCCGCAGAAGAGGAAGAUUGAUGCGCCAAAAAUCUCUUCGGAUGAGACUCCUAAGAAGAAAUCUCGGGUUUCAAAAGAUGCACAAAAGGGUAAGAAAAAUACGACAUCCAAAAAGAACCAGAAGCUCACUAAGAAUGGCAGUGAUGAGGAGGAGACUAAUAAUGGUGGAACAAAUGGGCAGAGCUCUAGCUGCUACAGCUCAGAGGAUGAUUCCAAUGCUUCUCAUGAGCUGAAGGGAGGAACAAAUUCAGACUCCAAAGGGCCUUCUGCGGCUCUCAACUCAAAUGGGAAAACAAGAGCCAGCAGAGGGGCUGCAACCGAUCCUCAGAGCCUCUAUGCAAGGAGAAGAAGAGAGAGAAUUAAUGAGCGAUUGAGAAUAUUGCAAAACCUUGUCCCAAAUGGAACAAAGGUUGACAUUAGCACAAUGCUUGAAGAGGCAGUCCAUUAUGUGAAGUUUUUGCAGCUACAAAUUAAGUUAUUAAGCUCUGAUGACAUGUGGAUGUACGCUCCUAUCGCCUACAAUGGGAUGGAUAUUGGACUCUACAGCAAAAUUUCUCCAACUCUAUGA
Molecule: messenger RNA, 1156 nt
Organism: Camellia sinensis
Lineage: Eukaryota; Viridiplantae; Streptophyta; Magnoliopsida; Ericales; Theaceae
Biological process (GO): regulation of transcription by RNA polymerase II
Cellular component (GO): nucleus
Molecular function (GO): protein dimerization activity; DNA-binding transcription factor activity, RNA polymerase II-specific; RNA polymerase II cis-regulatory region sequence-specific DNA binding
Source: RefSeq, a predicted model, not a curated record